This is a messenger RNA of Dacryopinax primogenitus, 1429 nucleotides long. RefSeq names its product Zinc/iron permease. Bases 107 to 1072 code for a protein of 321 amino acids. Gene Ontology annotation, cellular component: plasma membrane. NCBI's taxonomy places the organism in Eukaryota, Fungi, Basidiomycota, Dacrymycetes, Dacrymycetales, Dacrymycetaceae. The transcript is spliced from 9 exons. Gene Ontology annotation, molecular function: zinc ion transmembrane transporter activity. Gene Ontology annotation, biological process: zinc ion transmembrane transport. The record is from RefSeq and is a predicted model, not a curated record.
CCAGCAGUCUGUGGAACCGGAUUGCCCGGUGGAUAGUGUCGAUUCAGACGUCCCCCUCCGCGUAGUGGCACUCUUCGUUAUACUGGCUGUAUCGAGCUUUGCUGCAAUGUUCCCGACGUUUGCUAAGCGUGUCAGCUACCUUCACAUACCAUCCCUGGCAUUCUUCAUGGCGAAGCACUUUGGAACAGGGGUCAUUAUCGCCACAGUCUUCAUACACCUGCUGAACAAGGCUUAUUCAGCCCUCAGCGACCUCUGCUUGAAUGUGAAGAUCGAUAGCCAUUGGCCCGGUGUGAUUGUCAUGAUAUCAUGCCUUGCGAUAUUCUUGGUCGAAUAUUGUGCGACUUCUUACGUCGAGCACUUGGCGUCGAAGCCGUCUGUUAUCGACAAGUUCUUACAAACACCGGUAGGUGACUAUCGCGAUGAUCCGGUAGCGGAUGGAGAAGCUCCAGAGGGGCCAGAAGACCUGGAUGCCGUCCGCGACGGCGAACCACACAUCGCGAAUUCUGAUGAUCCUGAGCGUGACACACACUAUUGGGACGGCUAUCUCCAUGAGCACCAUGCGCAUGGACGUAAAGCCCUUACUCAUCGUGAAAGCGCUGUGCAAAUUCUUGGAGUUGUAGUCCUGCAAGCAGGAAUCAUGUUGCAUUCGAUCAUCAUUGGCUUGACCCUGGUGGUUACGUCGGGGCCAAAUUUCAUCUCGCUACUGCUCGCGAUUAUCUUUCACCAACUCUUUGAGGGUCUUACACUUGGUGUGCGGCUGGCCGCCCUUCCCCUCAGCCGGAAAUCUAUCAUCCCUUACGUGCUCGCCCUUGCUUUCGCCAUAACAACACCGAUCGGUAUCGGGGCCGGUUUGCUCGGUCGUUCAUUCAACCCUCGCGGUCUAACAGCACUCCUGAUGAGCGGGAUAAUGUCGGCGAUCAGCGCCGGCGUGCUCAUGUAUUCGGGCUGCGUCGAGCUGCUCGCGGGCGACUUUCUGGAGAGUCACGGUGUGAGGGACAGCUCGUGGAAACGACAAGUGCUCGCGCUAGUAUCGUUAUUUGCAGGCGCGGCGGCAAUGACCGUCAGCGGGUGAUUGGGACUGAGCUUUCAUUUUACUGGGUUCUGUGGUAUUUGGAAGGAACGGUGGAUUGAUCAACUAGGAUGGAAGGGAUCUCUAUGUUGUGGAUGAUUCAAGAAGUACCGAAGUGGGGCGGACAAGGCUCGGAGGGGGAUGAGCUAAUACAAAUCGAGAAGCAACGGAUGGAUGGAACGGUACCGAUGUACUAAUGUACGAUGGAUGUACGAUCCUACCAUCAUAGCCCUUAUGCAGGAAAACCAGGGACGUAUUUAGUCCUUAUGCAUUCCACUACUGAUCUCGGGAGAUCACCCGCUCUUCUGAGCCGCGCUGCUGCACCAUGUGCUCAUGCGUGGGGUGAUGCCCUCAGCCCCU